This is a messenger RNA of Rana temporaria (common frog), 1023 nucleotides long. Its product is annotated as olfactory receptor 11L1-like. The transcript has a single exon. Gene Ontology annotation, biological process: G protein-coupled receptor signaling pathway. Gene Ontology annotation, molecular function: G protein-coupled receptor activity; olfactory receptor activity. Lineage: Eukaryota; Metazoa; Chordata; Amphibia; Anura; Ranidae. The record is from RefSeq and is a predicted model, not a curated record. Gene Ontology annotation, cellular component: membrane. Bases 1 to 933 code for a protein of 310 amino acids.
AUGAACACCUCUUUGUCUAUGGGGUUUAUUCUUCUGGGAUUUCAAGAGCUCUAUGGUCUACAGAAUUAUCUCUUCACUUUUUUCCUUUUGAUUUACGUUAUGACCAUAUGUGGAAAUCUUUUGAUCAUCACUCUGGUGGUCAACACCAAAAACCUCCAAACUCCCAUGUACUUCUUCCUUACCCUACUGUCUUUAUCAGACCUUAUACUGAGUACAAAUAUUGUGCCCAAAAUGCUUCAUGUGGUGGUCAACGUGAGAACUUAUAUAUCUUUUGUUAGCUGCAUCACUCAGUUCUACUUCUUCUCCUUUUCAGAAUGUUUAGAGUGUCUUCUUCUAACAGUCAUGUCCUACGAUCGCUACUUGGCCAUCUGUAACCCCUUAAACUAUAUUUCCAUUAUGAAUAACAUAUUGUGCAAGAAUCUUAUUGUGACAUGUUGGAUGUUGAGUAUUUCUAUAUCCUUCAUCAUUGCCCUGUCUCUAGGGUUACUUGAGUUUUGUGGCAGUAAUAUUAUUGACCAUUUUUUCUGUGAUUACCCCCCUUUGAUAGAAUUAUCAUGUUCGGACACCUCGUUAGUUCAGUUGGAGGUUACCCUUCUUAGUUUUCCCAUACUUGUUAUUCCUUUUAUUAUUAUCACCUUCUCAUACAUUCAUAUUAUCAAGAUCAUUCUAAGGAUUCCAUCCAAUACCGGGAGGCAGAAAGCCUUCUCUACCUGCAGCUCCCACCUCACUGUUGUGUCUACCUAUUAUGUAACCUUGAUCUCUAUGUAUGGCUUUCCAAUCAAAGGGCAAUCCCUCAAAAUAAGCAAAGUCUUAUCUCUGCUGUACACUGUGGGGACACCAUUAAUGAACCCUGUUAUAUAUAGCUUGAGAAACAAAGAUAUUAAGAAUGCCUUUAGAAAGAAUUAUCAAAUGUUUUGUAGAAUUGUAUCUUAGAAUACAAUGGGCAUGACUUCCUGUAACCAGGGCCCUCUUUAAGAUGGAAAAUGUAUACCAAUAUCAGCUUUACUUUGAAUGGUAUCUUAA